CCUCCACCCAUCAACCGAUAGAGAAGACGCCGCUUAACGGCCGUCCGUCCCUCAUCCAAACAUAUGGCAAAAACCGCCCUCUUUCUUUCUUAUAUCGCGGUGCCCACUACUCUUUAAAAAUUCCGCCGAAAAAGAGAAGACGAUUUUCCGAAACGUUCUUGCCGUUAUCUCACGGCUUCCCUGUCUCUGCACAGGUGUAUGAGCGCUACCCAGGGGGCCUAGGGGCGGCUCUCUACCGAGAGCACUUUGACUUCAACGCUGAGCCACCUUGGGAUCCUAGCUGAUAAAGGGACAGGUCCAUCUCCUGACUUGUCCAUUUCGUUGCAUACCGGCAGGACCCAAUUGGCUCAGUCGUGACCCCUUCACUUGCUUAUCUGUUCUUUAUGAGUGUUGGCUUAGCGGAAUACGGUUAAAAUGAAAGGACUCGUUGACAAACCCAGCUACAUCAUUGAACUCCUGGAGGGAGGAGUGACCCUUGAAGAUAUCAUUGACGGACACAUCUGUGAGCAGACUCUGGUGGAGAAGAGUGCAUUUGUGGUGGGAGACCUUGGUGCCCUGAUGCGGCAACAUGUCUGCUGGCAGAAUGCAGCGCCGCGGCUUCAGCCAUACUACCCAGUCAAGUGCAAUAGCAGCCCCGCAGUCAUCGAGGUGCUGGCUUCCUUGGGCCUGGGCUUCAUUUGUGCCAACAAGACUGAAGUAAGCCUGGUGCUUGACCACGGCGUGCCCCCAGAAAACAUCAUUCUGUCAGGCGUUUGCAAGCAGCUGGCACACAUCAAGCACGCAGCCAAGAACAACAUCCAACAUCUCGUGUGCGAAAAUGAGGCUGAGUUGUCCAAGAUUUCACGCCUGCACCCUGGUGCAAAAUUGUUGCUGCAGUUGAACACAGAGUCCCACGCAGCUGAAACCAGCAUGGCCUUUGGCUUUUCUCUGAAGAGCUGCCGGCACCUGCUGGAAGCAGCUAAGGAGCUUGGGGUCCAGGUGGUGGGGGUGACUUUUCACAUUCCCAGCUCCUGCCAAGACCUGCAACAGGCCUACACCCAUGCACUGUCAGAUGCCCGCUGUGUGUUUGACAUGGGGCUGGAUCUGGGCUUUAACAUGAACAUCCUGGACAUUGGUGGUGGAUUUACUGGCUCAGAGAGUCAGCUCAAUCAGGUAGAGUCUGCAGUCAGACCGCUGCUGGAUGCCUACUUCCCCCCAAUGUCUGGUGUGCAAGUGUUGGCCCAGCCAGGCAGCUUCUACGUGGCCUCUGCUUUCAGCCUGGCUGUGAACGUCAUCGGCAAAAAGGUGAUGAACCGUCACUGGGACAGCCUCACUCAAGGUGUGAACAAUGAAAAGACAGAGUUUCUGUACUACAUGAAUGAGGGUGUUUAUGGCCCAUUUAGCCGCAAGCUGCUGGGAAACUGCAUCGUUGCCCCGUCAGUGCAUAAGCAUGUAAUGUGCGCUGAGGAGGAGGUGUUUCCCAGCAGCCUGUGGGGCCCGUCACUGGACCAGCUGGACCAGGUGGUAGAGCGCUGCCUGCUGCCUGAGCUCAGUGUGGGAGACUGGCUCUGCUUCUCCAACAUGGGAGUGUGUGGCCUGGAGGAGUUCAGCUGCCUCUCCAGCUCCCCCCAGCUGCCCGUCUACUACACUGUCUCCACUUGUGACUGGUACGAGAUGCAGGGGGCCGGUGUGGCGCUGGACAGUGCCAUGAAGAAUUUCUCUAUGGUCCGGUACAGUGUGUAACUACCCUCUGCCCCAGUCCCGUACAACACUGCCCAGACCCCCUUAGUCUGCGCUGUCAGUGUGGGAAAAAGGGGUCAGCGAGUUGUUUGGGACAAGGGUCUACAUGUGCUCCACAUUCCAGCCACCGUGGGGAAAAACAGUGUCCUUUUAUUUCUUCCAGAAAUUUGACUUUUUUUAUCUACCUACCCAAACAAUUGGUUGUUCGAUAUCCCAAAUCAAAAAAUCUGUCAGCCAAAAGAACUCCUGCUCAAAUGAUGAUAUGCAACAAAAUGGAUGACUCUUUGGAGAUGGGGUCCCCCCCCUUCUCCCCGCCCUCUCCUCCAUCCCAUAUGUUUUGGCUAGUUUGUUUCCCAAAUCAAAUCCAGUUUGCAAAGUGUACAAUUGAUUUAUUUCAUGUCCUCCAAUGAUCAGCGGUUGACAGUCGUGUAAAUCCCGUGUCUCUUCCAAACCAAUACAUUUUGUUAGUGGAUCAUUUUGGAAGUGUUUGAAAGAAUCAUUGCCAUGUGUAGAUUCAAUACUUCACUUUGCAAAGUCUAAAUGAAAUUAUGACAAUGAUGUAACCGAUUUCUUUAAUGCAGCUCACCUCAAUGCAUUUUUAUUUAUUGGACUCAGAUAAUACUGGAGCAAAUUUAAAGCUUUUUAUGCAUUUUGCCCAGGUAUUAUACUGUGGACCAUCUAACAGUGUUUUCCGGAUGAGAUAUUUAUGUGUUUUUUAACGCUACAUGGAUUAAGUGUCCUGUGAUGGCCAUUUGUGACCUCAGUGGUUUCCCCUUUACUCAAAAGGCAUGAAGUAAUAGCUGUGGGAUAUUCUCUCUUAGUCGAGCUGUAACUUGAAUAGAGAAGCUGCAUACACCUUAAUGCACCUCUUGCCUCUAAUAGAGACAAGUUAAUCUGGUUUUAAAUGCACACAAUCUUUUGUAGGUUAAAUAAGUGCUGUGACAUUUAGCACCAGAGCUCUGAUUUUUCAGAUCAUCACAUUGGUGUCUCGUCAUGGGAUGGGUCCUUGUUUUUGUUUUUUUUACAGGGUCUGAGAAAGUCACAAAGGGGCUAUUUCUCAAACUUAAACAAUCUGUCUGUGGCAGAUGCGGACCUAUUUGUCCGGCUCUCACACAAAAGGCAUACUAGCUGUACACAGACCUCUUUGAGGCAGUGCACACAACAAAUGAUAAACUUCCUCAUGCCUCUCUUAAGUUAUGAGGGACAUAAUGCAUAGUCUCUUGUACAGCUAAAUGUCUCAUGUCUGAUAAAAUAAAAUGUGUUGUUACUGAACUGCAGUUUUUAAAGAAUCCUGCCCUUGUGUGUUAUAAAUGACUAAUGUAUUAAUUACUUGCUUGUCUAAGGCACUAAUGGACCAUAGCCUGUUAUUGACUGUAAAUUGUGCUUGUUUAAGUAAUGAAAGUGAUUAAUUUAAUACAUUUCUGAUUGAAAUCA
Pungitius pungitius (ninespine stickleback) is the source of this 3153-nucleotide messenger RNA. RefSeq names its product antizyme inhibitor 1b (gene azin1b). Gene Ontology annotation, molecular function: ornithine decarboxylase activator activity; ornithine decarboxylase activity. Gene Ontology annotation, cellular component: cytoplasm. NCBI's taxonomy places the organism in Eukaryota, Metazoa, Chordata, Actinopteri, Perciformes, Gasterosteidae. The record is from RefSeq and is a predicted model, not a curated record. Gene Ontology annotation, biological process: negative regulation of protein catabolic process; positive regulation of polyamine transmembrane transport. Bases 415 to 1722 code for a protein of 435 amino acids. The transcript is spliced from 11 exons.